UUCAAAUACGAUCGACCCACCACCAAUCAGUGUCUGAAAUCUCCCCGGACUACCUGUCUCUGCUUACACGCGUAUUCAGAGCGAGAUCAUGACGGUGGCUCUUUUUAUCCCUAACUUUUGGAUGAUGCUUGCAUCUGCUUUGCAUUGGGCCACCCUUUCGGUCCUCGCUGCUCCUACGACAUCGAUCUCGAGCAUUGUAACAAUCGACGCUGCCUACUCCACGGCCACAGUCGGCAGUUCAUCGCUUGCGGCAUUCAACGAGACACUGCAGACGGCGAUCCUGGACGUCGCGCUUCCUACAAGUCGACCAUCCGCGACCCCAAGCCCCAACGCAGCGGCAACGUCCAGCACGUCCGACGGCCUGUCGAGAGAAACGGCACUCCGGAUGGCAGCAGCGCUUCUCUUGUUUGUGUCGGUCACCGCCGCGUGUAUGGCAUUCGGUGCGAACCCACGUCCCAAGCACGUCGAACCCCUUGUGCUGCCAGUCCCCGCGCACGAUCCAGCAGGCGAACGCGCGCACCGAUACCCUCCGGCCAUCAUCUCGCAUUGCCCUGCACAUCCAACGGCGGAAUGAUACAGGCUGCUCGG
Molecule: messenger RNA, 588 nt
Organism: Mycena citricolor
Lineage: Eukaryota; Fungi; Basidiomycota; Agaricomycetes; Agaricales; Mycenaceae
Source: the annotation of a GenBank genome assembly